AUGCGAAGUCAUAAUUGCGACAAAACGAUCACAAAUGCGAACUGGGCCUCCCUCUGCAAUGAUCGCAAAUGGGACAGAAGGGCCGAAAAUGCGGACCCUGCUGGGCUCGCAAAUGCGAACAAAAAUGUGGCAAAUGCGACCACUGCCCCAGCCAGGCAUCAUCACAAAUGCGGUGGUUUCCUCACAAAUGCGAGGUAUCUUUUGGGUGAGAAAAGUAAUUUUUUAGAUGCUUUAUCAGAUUUUGAGCCUGUUCUCAAGUUGGUUCCUAGUAAUUCUGUGGAAGCUGUGAAAACAGAAACAGAUGAAUCUUGUCCUACAAAACCACCACCAUCUUCUGCCUCUGCUAAUCAGGUGGUUGUUCUUAGAGUUUCACUGCACUGUAAAGGAUGUGAAAGGAAGAUGAGGAAACAUAUAUCCAGAAUGCAAGGUGUGUACCUCUGCACUUUGUGA
Messenger RNA from Nicotiana attenuata, 450 nucleotides. Its product is annotated as protein SODIUM POTASSIUM ROOT DEFECTIVE 1-like. Bases 1 to 450 code for a protein of 149 amino acids. NCBI's taxonomy places the organism in Eukaryota, Viridiplantae, Streptophyta, Magnoliopsida, Solanales, Solanaceae. The transcript is spliced from 3 exons. Gene Ontology annotation, molecular function: metal ion binding. The record is from RefSeq and is a predicted model, not a curated record.